This is a messenger RNA of Cantharellus anzutake, 1328 nucleotides long. RefSeq lists its product as uncharacterized. The coding region runs from base 404 to 1231 and encodes 275 amino acids. The transcript has 2 exons. NCBI's taxonomy places the organism in Eukaryota, Fungi, Basidiomycota, Agaricomycetes, Cantharellales, Hydnaceae. The record is from RefSeq and is a predicted model, not a curated record.
UGCAACAGAGUCCUGGCAACAACUAUCGACACCUCCAGGACCGUAUCGCCUUUAUAACGGCCUUCCCUGCAAGGAGUUCUGGACAUAUUUUUCUCAUGUGCGGCCUUUGUCGCUUCGCCGAGUCUCUAACUGCAAAUCAAACCCUACCUCCCAGUCCGUUUUAAUUCCCAUCACGAUGUUAAACGGAACAGUAAUUGGCGGGUAUUUAAGGCUUGUUCCAGCUGGGAUGUUGGAGCAAGUGGUUCUCCGCCUACAUUGGUCGCCCGAAACAUUCAGCAAGAAGCGUUUGAUACGCCUUCUCGACGCGUCGGCUCUUUUCUAACUUUAUUCGCUUCAAAGCUGGACUUUUAUCAUCUUAUUCUGAUCUUCCAUACUAUUCCGACGCUCGAUAUCAACUUCAGAAAUGGGCAGCUAUAUGCAGUCCGGGGAUGCUUCAAAACGGAAGAGAUAUCCGGAGCCGGCAUCUCGACCAGAUGAGAUGGUCCCCAUGCCUCCCCGAAGGGAUGCAUUGGACCUCUACGUCGCAGCUCACCUCGCUAUGUUACAUAGGGGUACUGCCCUAUCCUCAGAGUGGACACGGCACGACGCAGCCAUAUGGGAUCGCUGCAAGGCUACGUGGCGGUCUGUUUCGCCAUCCGAUAAACACCUGAUAGACGACAUUGUGAUGCGCGAACAACAUUUUUAUGAGAUAUAUUGGGCACAUGCGGCGCCCAUGGGGGGAAUGGUGCACAGAUCCACCGUCAGAGGGUGGGAAAAGCACACAGAAAUGUUUACGGAGCAACUGCUGGGGAAAAUUAGAAUUGAUUGUUCAGUCCUACUCCCUGGACAAGCACCUUCUAUCACUGCGAACAUUCAAGCGGGAAGCUCGAUAUCUCACUUGGGCGGCACUAUGCAGCACUCGUCCAGGCCCAACGGCCAUCUGCACAGCUCGUACUUUGAUCCAUCCUAUUCAAUGCUCCCUAACCCAACUCCUCAAAGAACAGUGCACCAUGACUUGCUUGGACUCCCCGGCCAAACCAUUUCUCCUCUCGCUGGCAAUUUUUAUCCGGGUAGCCCUUCCCAAUACAAUGCACUUCUGCGGGGCAAUGGGAUGUCCAUCCCUCUACCGCAAGCUAACACUGUUCCCUCUUCGUUAACUCCCGUCAGGUCUCCACGUCCUGCCCCACAAACUCGCCUCAACGAAGACGCCCCUCGCGAACCGAUCCUCAGGCUGAGAGUGUGUCCACUUUGACUCGCAAGCGCUCGACGAGAGGCAGUCGGGACAGGUUUCGGAGCAUGAAUGCUGAGUUGAUGGAGGCAAAGCUGGCGAAUCAAGCUAGGAAGAGCAA